Molecule: messenger RNA, 1061 nt
Organism: Hippocampus comes (tiger tail seahorse)
Lineage: Eukaryota; Metazoa; Chordata; Actinopteri; Syngnathiformes; Syngnathidae
Product: LIM and SH3 domain protein 1-like
Exons: 7
Coding region: 70-750 (226 amino acids)
Cellular component (GO): focal adhesion
Molecular function (GO): actin filament binding
Source: RefSeq, a predicted model, not a curated record
UGACCAACUCGGUCCAUUCAUCUCCCACACCUCUUGCGACUGCUUCGCCUUUAUCUGUGGAGGGGGAGAAUGAAUCCGCCAUGUGGGAGAUGCACAAAACCAGUUUACCCCACGGAGAAAAUCAACUGCCUCGAUAAGUACUGGCACAAAGGCUGUUUCAGCUGCGAGGUGUGCAAGAUGGCGCUGAGCAUGAACAAUUACAAAGGCUUCGACAAGCGGCCUUACUGCAGCAUGCACUAUCCCAAAACCUCCUUCACCAUUGUGGCCGACACUCCCGAGAACCUGCGUCUCAAGCAGCAGAGCAUGCUCAACAGCCAGGCCCUCUACAAGGAGGAGUUUGAGAAGAACAAGGGCAAAGGUUUCAGCGUGGUGGUAGACACGCCGGAGAUGCAGAGGCUGAAGAAGACGCAAGAGCAAAUCAGCGACAUCAAGUACCACGAAGACUUCGAGCGGAGCAAAGUAAGAAGUGACGCACCACCCCCGGAAAACAGGCAAGAAGAGUCGACUAGUCAGGGGAGAAACAACCAAGCAGAUGCACAGGUGUGCGCUAUGCCUGUAGCGCCAUCUGGUGCAAGGAAGCGCUACCAGGCCUUGUACAGCUACACGGCAGCGGAGCCAGAUGAGGUCUCCCUGCAAGAGGGCGACCUCAUCGGCGACGUGGAGUUCAUCGAUGAGGGCUGGCUAUUUGGCAGCAACCAGCGCACGGGCCAGCGGGGAAUGCUGCCCGCCAACUACGUGAGGCCUGUGUGAAAAAGAUUUUACUCACUUAUGUUUACUUGGAACGAGACAUUUUCAAUACUCGCCGUCACGUUCAGCGGCACGUGUCACAAAGGGCAUCCUCCAAAUUUGUGUACCUUGGUUCUAUGAUGAGGGGGCAAAAAAAAAUACUUGUCAAAGACUGAUCUGUUUUGACAUUAAAAAUUUACACAGUGAUCAUAAAAUUCCAAGAAAAAUGGAGACUUAACAAAAUCAAUAACUUUAUUCAAAACAUUUCAAAAACACUCCAUGUAUGUAGAUAAAAAUUCUCUCAAUAUGACUUUUACAUUAAAACAAGACCUUUA